AAUGAUAGUAAUAUUGUGCACUUCGACAGGAGAGUUCGUUCUAUACGUUUUCAUAAAAAUAUCGGUCUCACAUUGUUGGAGAUUUACAGAUCAGUUGGUAAAAUAAUUAUUUCAAAUUGAAUUAACUUAGAUUUCUGAAUUUGAGUUAAGAAUUAUCAAUUUAAAUACUACGAAGAAUAUUAUUUAUUACUUAAUUGUGUAUUUUGUGUUUUUAUUUCAUCGUUAAAAUUAUUAUUAAAGUUUUCUGUUCUGUUUGAUUAUAUAUUUAAGUCAUUAACUUUUGACAAAUAUUUCUUAUGUGUGGAAUUAUGAUUAUCAAAUAACAAUAUCUGUUCAUGAAUACUUAAAUCAAGCUUUGGGAACAUGGCACCAGACCAAAUAGAGCCCAAUAAAGAGACAGGCGUAACUGCUUUUAGUAAUUAUGGAGCCUCUUUAAACACAGUCUUCAUUUCAGUACCUGCCAGUAUAUUUCCGACACGGGAAGGACAACUGUCUUCUGAAGAUGUAUCUAUUGGUGAUGAUGAGAAAGAUAAAUGCAACUCGUCUACGGUUAGCCACGAGGACGAUGACCUAACAUCACUAAGUUGGCUAAAUAACAAAAAUUUGCUCAAAGGAGUUCAUGAGCUACCCAAAUCUGAUUAUGUGGAUGACGCUUCCUGUGACUCUAAAUCCUCUAACAGUAAAUCACGAUCGCCAAUACGAUGCUGGUCUACUGUAUCUACACUAUCUAAAAUAUCUGCUUUACGAUCAUCAAGCUACGAUCCAAAAAUACAUAUUGAAUCAAAACCACCAUACUCGUUUUCAUGUUUAAUUUUCAUGGCAAUAGAAGAUUCUCCAAAAAAAGCAUUACCAGUAAAAGAUAUUUAUGAAUGGAUUGUUGAACAUUUUCCAUACUACAAAAAUGCACCUACUGGUUGGAAAAAUAGUGUUAGACAUAAUUUGUCUCUUAAUAAGUGUUUUAAAAAAGUAGAAAAAGCACCAAAUUUGGGUAAAGGAUCACUAUGGAUGGUUGAACCGUCUUACCGGCCAUGUCUUAUUCAAGCAUUACAAAAAACUCCUUAUACCAAAGGCUAUAAUAAAAAGACAGUAACAUCCAACUCUAUAAAUCAAUCUUUGCGAUAUUGUGUAGAAAAUGAGCACAAUGAUGAUGAAAUAUCGACUGUGAGCGAUGUAGAUGCAGCAACUGCAAUGUUGGUUUUAAAACAUGGUCCACAUGUACGCAUUGUUCAUGAUAAAGAUUGGAAAAUCACACAUUCAAAACCAGACACAGAUCCAGAAAUAGCAGAACUUUAUCCAAUAGUUACAAUAAGUCCAAGUGAAGAUCACACUUAUGAUAAUUGCUUUAAAAAUAACAGUAUAUACAAAGAAGAUGCGGAAGAAAGACGAAAAAUAGUAGAAGGAGCUGAUGCUUUGUUAAAUUUAGCUGGAAUUACAACUCGUCGCUUACGCAAACGUUCUUUAAGUUCAGAUUGUAUGGAUGUUAAAAGAGAGUGUUCAGAUAUACAUCGAAGUUCUUUCAUAAAAAAACAAACUAAUAAUAACAAUGAAGUAACAGCCGUACAGCUCCACAAGGACAAAUUCAGAUAAAAUUUAUUUAGUGAUUUUCCAUUAGCAUUAUGUUAACUAGUUAUUAUUUAUUUAACAUUACAUUUAUAGUUUAUUGUUUUACAGAAAAAUUAUUACUAUGUUAUGAAAAAAAACGGGUUAGUUUUAUAUAAAUAUAAAUAGUCUAUACUAAAA
Messenger RNA from Daktulosphaira vitifoliae (grape phylloxera), 1740 nucleotides. Its product is annotated as forkhead box protein N2-like. The transcript has 9 exons. Bases 364 to 1587 code for a protein of 407 amino acids. The record is from RefSeq and is a predicted model, not a curated record. Gene Ontology annotation, cellular component: nucleus. Gene Ontology annotation, biological process: regulation of DNA-templated transcription. NCBI's taxonomy places the organism in Eukaryota, Metazoa, Arthropoda, Insecta, Hemiptera, Phylloxeridae. Gene Ontology annotation, molecular function: DNA-binding transcription factor activity; cis-regulatory region sequence-specific DNA binding.